Molecule: messenger RNA, 8650 nt
Organism: Apis laboriosa (Himalayan honeybee)
Lineage: Eukaryota; Metazoa; Arthropoda; Insecta; Hymenoptera; Apidae
Gene: Sin3A
Product: paired amphipathic helix protein Sin3a
Exons: 16
Coding region: 2453-6481 (1342 amino acids)
Biological process (GO): negative regulation of transcription by RNA polymerase II
Cellular component (GO): chromatin
Molecular function (GO): transcription corepressor activity
Source: RefSeq, a predicted model, not a curated record
CGAUAUCGAAUGGUUUAAUAGAAAAAUAUUUUGCGGGAUUGAAUCUGAAUAAAGGAUAGAACGUGAUUUUUCACGUGCAUGUAGUGUAUAUUUGAUGAAAUAUCGUUUGUACACUUCCUGUGAUUAGCACGUUUCGAGGCUCGCGCGUAGGUCGAUGUCCGAAAAUCGUUGGCCAAUCGACGCACGGCUCUCUCGUCGAGAACCAGUCAAGCACGUUGACAGAUAUGCAACGGCUGGUCGUAAGAGCUUGCAUAUUUCGAAUGGCAUUUUAUAGUGUGGAUAACAACGUAUCGCGUGCUAGUUCAGUCUAUUGGAUUAGACGAAAUUCUCGAAACGAUACACCGGUUUUCGAAGAAAUGCGCGAUUUUGGUGCAAGUGCAACCCAUUUUGCGCAGUUUCCAUGACCCAGAUUAUGAUGGGGAGUUCGCUCGCCUUUCGGAACAGCUGUUGGCCGCGCGAAGAUGUCGGCCGCGGGGAAACGCUUGGAUAUUUCGUGGAUUGCGCGCGCCUCUUGGCGGCUUCGCCGCUACAAUUUUCAGGGCUGUAUCUACUUACAACAUAUUAGGCACCUUACAAUUCUUCAAUUUCAUCGGGACGCGAUGCAACUUUUUCUGAAGAUAUCUCAUUUAAACUUUCUUGUGUAAUUUAUCACAAUAGCUGAAUUUACAUGAUGAAAGUAUAUUAACCGGAAACCAAAGGAAUGAAAUUAUUAUGAAAACAUCUUGUUAAAAAUAGUGUACGCGAUUUUGUACGUAUCAUGCUAUUUGGUUGCUAUGUUUUUUUUUUACGUAGUAUGGCAUUCGCAUAAAAUGCCUCGCGCUAUUAUCCUAAUUUAUAAAAAGUUAUACAUAUCCCAUCAAUUGUGUUAAAUUACCAUUCUUACAUAGCGUAAUUAAAAUUCCAUAUGCUUUAAACAUCACAAUAGUAUUUGAUCAAACAGAAGUUUCAAAGUGUGAAGUUUUAUUGUUGUUAACUAUUUUUUCUAAUGUGACUUAUGAGAAGUUCAUAUUGUGAAGAAGUGCUCGAAUGAAACUUUGGCGGUAUGUUGUUCGAGAGUAUUCGUAUACUCUUUUUUUCAAUGUAUUUAUAUCUAUAGAUAUUAGCUGUUUUGUAACAAACAUUUUAUAUCUGAAGUAUUAACGUACUACGCAUAAUAUAUACAAUCUAAUAUAUAUCACGACAAUAUUUUUUUGAAAAUGUAUCAAUAUAUAACAGAUAUAAAAACACAAAUUGAAAUUUAUAUUUCAAUUCUAAAAUUUUGUGAAAUUUAAAUUGUCAUUGAAUGACUAGAAAGCGUAGUUGAACGAUAACUGUAGAAAAAUAAAAUUUCAAGAAAUUUACAAUUGUAAUUGUCAUUAAUUAUGUUCAAAAAUGAUUUUUCGUAGCAAUUACAUUCCAUGUGAUUCCGGACAUAUUAAAGUAAUUAAAGUGAGUGGAAUAUCUUUAUCGUGGAAAUAGUGAAAAAAGUACCGAAGAAUAAUCGAUGCACAAUUAAUGAAAGUUCGAAGAGAAGUCUCGUGAGGUCUGCGGCACGUACGCUUUGCAGGAGGUACCCGAGUGGUUGGUAACAGAGACGCUUAGUAGAUGAAUACGGUCCUGCGCGAUCCCCUCCACUUUCCUCAUCCCGCUAUACGACCAGUCAGUUCCUUGUUUGCCAUACAAAAUCCAAUAGUUUGCCUUGUACCUCGAGAGAGUGCGAGUAUGUCUUUUCCAUUUGCCUUUUUUUUUAAAAAGUGCGGUAAUUCAUCAAAGUACUCGCGAAAAUGUGCAUUUUACUAAGUUUAUUCACUCACACAACAAGAUUUCGAUGGUUUUGAGAAGGAGAUCCCAGAAAGCAUAGUGAAUUCCUGUCUGAGACCAGACCGACCGGCCCGUUAAGGCUUCGUCGAUUUUUUGGUCGUGAAAAAACAACGGAGCCGAAGCUUUUGUGCAGAAAGUCAGUUGGACGAUUGAAAAAGACCGAUACGACGAAAACCAGUGUAUCUAAGUGCGCGUACAAAUACUCGAGGUGACUCCUGUGUAAAAGGAGCACCGCAGGACGAAUAUUUUCACUGGAGUUCUCGAGAAAAUGUGUUAUGUAUUUACGUGGAAUAUUGCGUAACGUCGAGGGCCGGGAAGUGUUUGGAAACGUGCAACACUGACAAACCUCGCUUCGACGACUUUGCAGCACGGGCAGCACGAGCUCUACGCGUCCGUGCAGCUGGCUUUACCGGCUCUAUUUCGUCUCUUCUAUCCCAGCGAAAUUCCCCUCGCGAUACCGCGAUCGAAAUUUUCCAAAGGAAGAAACUCCACCGACGCUCGUAUCUUCUCGUGGAACAGCACAAACUUUCCUCGCGAUCAACUUGAUUUCAACCUCGACCACUUGCUUCUGGAUAACUUCUCUCGAAAUUCCCUGGUGCAAGGACGUUCAACUUCUUUUCAAAUGGAAAUUGUAUUUCCAAUGUGAUCUGCGAUGAAACGUGUUCGCGGGCUGGACGAGGUAGCAUCACCAGCAGCAGCAACAUUAAAGCACUCAUCAGUGAGUGCAGGAAGUGGCUUAGGUGGCGGAGGAGGUGGUUUGGAGUACCAUUCAAGCAGUGGAAUAGGCGUUGUUGUACCUGGCCAAGCAGUUCGAUCAGUUGCUUCGAAAGAAAUGCCGGGAAGCAUACAAUUUGGAACUGCCCAAACUCAACAGCAAUAUACUGGAGCAAUUGUAGUGCCGACUGCGGCUCCGUCCCCUAUUAAGGGAAGUGGAUCUGGAGGACUUACUUCUACAUGUAGUAGUAGCAAUGUAAACACUAGUGGAGGGUUACAUGGUGGAAUAGGUGGUGGGAGUAAUCAUAGUAUGGGUUCCCAACAGCCUGCACCAGGAACUCAAAAUCAAGUUCAUAGCCAACAGCAACCAACAAUAAGGCAUAAGGUUCAUUCUAGCAAUGUAGCACCAUUAGCUUCUACUCCACCAGGCAGUAGCCUAGGUAGUGGCAGUGGAUCCCAACAGUUCCAGAGAUUAAAAGUAGAAGAUGCAUUGUCUUAUUUAGAUCAAGUAAAGUACAAAUUUAGUGAUCAGCCUCAGGUGUAUAAUGAUUUUUUGGAUAUUAUGAAAGAAUUUAAGUCACAAAGCAUAGAUACACCAGGAGUAAUAACAAGAGUGAGCCAUUUAUUUAAAGGACAUCCUGAACUUAUUGUUGGUUUUAAUACCUUUCUUCCACCUGGAUAUAAAAUAGAGGUACAGGCAAAUGAACAAGGAUAUGCAUUUCAAGUAUCAGUUAGUAUGCCAAGUCCAACAGCAACACAUACUGCUACCUUGUCACAACAUCAUUGCACUGUAAAUGUUGGUUCGCCUCCUGUUGCAAGUCCACCAACACAACCAGCAAAAGCUCCACCAGUUUUACAAAUAAUGCAAGGAUCCGGAAAUAUACAUCAUUCAUUGGCAAAUAAUAUUUCGAAUAACAGUUUAACUGUACAUGCACCUUCACCACCACCAGUACAGGCAUACAAUAAUUCACAUGUUAGUGCAGCUCAAGCACAGGCUGUGAGUCAAGCAUUAAGUCAAGCGCAAGAUGGUAUUCCGACCAGUGGGCAAACUCAACAGAGCCAACCAGUUGAAUUUAAUCAUGCAAUUAAUUAUGUUAACAAAAUUAAGAAUCGGUUCCAAGGUCAACCAGACAAAUAUAAAAGAUUUUUAGAAAUUCUACACACUUAUCAGAAAGAACAACGAAAUUUAAAAGAAUCUGGACAUAUGGGUGGCACAAGUGGAUCUGGUGCAUCUGGCGGAGCAAAACAUUUAACAGAAGCAGAAGUUUACAGUCAAGUUGCUAAAUUAUUCGAAAACCAAGAAGAUUUACUCGCUGAAUUUGGACAAUUUUUACCAGAUGCCACUAAUCAACAAAGUGCAUUGAGUAACAAGACUGCUACAGUUAACGAUCAUACAACAAUCGUUAAAAAACCAUUGGGACCUAAAGCACCUUAUAAUAAUUCAGGAAAUAUUUCGAGAGAUCUUCGAGAAUCAAGCGGUAUUAAUACAAUAGAACGAGAAACUCGUGAUCAUAGAGAUCGUGAACGGGAAAGAGAUAGAUCUGGUAUACGAGAUAUUAAUAGUGUACAAAAACUUGGCCACAAUACGGGACAAUUAAAAAGAAGUCCGUCGUUUUCACCUUCGGUAACAGCUGGAAACUCUCAUCAUAUACAACAUGGUCCACCUCCUUUAAAAAAGCAUAAAGUAUCAUCCAUGCGUGAAUGUGUUACCAUAGCGGAAGCUGGAAAAUAUGGUAGUUUGAACGAUUAUGCUUUCUUCGAUAAGGUUCGUAAAGCAUUAAGAUCUCAAGAAGUAUAUGAAAAUUUCCUCAGAUGUUUGGUUUUGUUUAAUCAAGAAAUAGUUUCCAAAUCUGAACUGGUGCAAUUAGUAACGCCAUUUCUUGGUCGCUUUCCUGAACUUUUGCGUUGGUUUAAAGAUUUCCUGGGCCAUUUGCCUGAAUCUUCUAACACCAAUACAACAAAUGCGAGUAGCAAUUUAAAUGUCGAAGCGCUACCAAAUAAUGUUGUACGAAGUCAUCAGGAGAGACCGCAAGGUGAUUUGGCGAUGGAAAUUGACUAUACGGCAUGCAAGCGCUUAGGAGCAUCAUAUUGCGCAUUACCAAAGUCUUACGUUCAACCAAAGUGUACAGGAAGAACGCAGUUGUGUAAAGAAGUUCUUAACGAUACAUGGGUUUCAUUUCCAACUUGGUCAGAAGAUAGUACAUUUGUAACAUCCAGGAAAACUCAAUAUGAGGAAUUCAUUUAUCGUUGCGAGGAUGAACGAUUCGAGUUAGAUGGUGUAAUAGAAACUAAUGCAUCAACGAUUAGAGUUCUAGAGGGUGUUCAUAAAAAAAUGAGUAGAAUGAGCCAAGAAGAACUUCAAAAAUUUAAGUUAGACGAUUGUCUCGGUGGUUGUUCUCCUACAAUUCAUCAAAGAGCCUUGAAGAGGAUAUAUGGUGAUAAGGCUGCUGAUAUUAUAGAUGGUCUUAAGAAAAAUCCUGUCGUAGCAGUACCAGUGGUUCUUCGUCGAUUAAAGAGUAAAGAAGAAGAAUGGCGGGAAGCGCAAAAGGGUUUCAAUAAAAUUUGGAGAGAACAGAAUGAAAAGUACUACUUGAAAUCUCUAGAUCAUCAAGGUAUCAAUUUCAAGCAAAAUGAUGUGAAAGCUUUAAGAUCUAAAAGUCUAUUUAAUGAAAUUGAAACAUUAUAUGAUGAGAGACAUGAACAAGUAGAUGAUGGCAGCGGAGAUGGUCAAAAUAAUAGUGGUCCACAUCUUGUAUUACCUUAUAAAGAUAAAUCUGUCCUAGAUGACGCAGCUAAUCUUCUUAUUCAUCAUGUAAAACGUCAAACAGCCAUCCACAAAGAAGACAAGCAACGAAUAAAGCUUUUAUUAAAGCAUUUUAUACCUGAUCUUUUUUUCCAUCCACGUCAGGAAUUGAGCGAUGAUGAACGAGAUGAAGAUGAUGAGAAGGAAGAUCUCAAUGUAGCAGCAUGUAGUAAUUCUCAAUCGGCAACGAUGAAUAUUUCUCCAUUGAGUGGUGGUCUCCAAGCAAAUAGAAAUAAGGCCCCUGUAUCUCCGAUUCCGUCUUCCACAUCGAUUAAAACUGAACCUGAUAUUAAAGUACCAAUUCAUGCCAUGUCGAAUGAUCCUGAAGAAGCGUACACGCUUUUCAUGGGCAGCAACAAUUGGUACCUUUUUUUAAGGUUACAUCACAUUUUAUGCGAAAGAUUAACAAAAAUGUACGAUCGAGCUGUGGCUCUUGCUGAAGAGGAAUCGCGAUAUAAACAACAACGCAAGGAGAGUACAGCGGUCGCAUUACGAUUAAAACCCAAAAAUGAAAUUGAAAUUGAGGACUAUUAUCCUGCAUUUUUGGAUAUGGUUAAGAAUGUCUUAGACGGUAAUAUGGAAAGUACUGCGUAUGAGGAUACUUUGCGAGAAAUGUUUGGUAUUCAUGCAUAUAUCGCUUUUACGUUAGAUAAGGUUGUGACGUAUGCCGUAAGACAAUUGCAGCAUUUGGUCUCAGAUCCUAUAUGCCAGCAAUGCAUGGAAUUAUUCCAGCGAGAACAACGUCAACCAAAAGAAAGUAGUGGUGCAGGUGGUUUAUGUGCUACAGCAUACAUGAGACUUGGUGCAGAAAUGUCGUAUCAACGUAAAGCUGAAAAAGCUAUGGCGGACGAGAAUUGUUUUAAGAUAUACAUUUAUAAAAAAGACUGUAAAAUGACAAUGGAAUUGUUGGAUACGGAAGGUGAUGAGGCGAUGGACAACAAUUGUAGGGAAAGAGAAAGGGAAGGAGUUACUGUAUCUGAAAAAUGGUCUACAUAUGUUGAGAGGUUUUCUGCUCCAGCUGGUCAGACUAGCCCGAAAGACACCCCUACCUUAACAGACAAUGAGCCAACAACCAAUCAUCCUGUGAGUAACGACCAGGCAGCAAGGGGGGGGAGGGGCAGAAAGCGCAAGAACACUGACACUAGCAAGAAGGUUGACUGGUAGUGUGCAUCUACUGAAUCUAAAUCUGAAAUUUCAUCAUUUCGCUAUCAUACAUUCGAACAUUAGUGAAGCCUUUGGGAAGGAAUUAUGGAUAUUGACUCGUGAACACAUUACUUCCACGCCACAUCACGCCGUGCAGGGUAAUCGUGGCUUUUUCUAUCUUCUGAUCGUUCCAACUUUAAAUUUGUCACUAUGAAACUUCUAGUAUGCCGGAGUAACUAUUGAGUCCAGAAAAGAAAAUAGAAAAGAAAAAAGAAAACCAGUGCUGGAAAAAAAGGUGCAGAAUACGAUAAAGUACCAUUUUGAAGAUUUUUCAAACACUUCCAAAGGUUGUGUGUUAUGGUUCCUUACGGAAAUUAACGAAAGAAACUUGGGAAAUUUCUCGUCCGUACUAUUAAAUUAGGGUAUGUUAACGAUACAUUGAAAUUGUAUAUUUUUUAGACAUUAGGCUAGGAUACCAGCCUUAUUUAAAAGAUUUUUAAUUACGACGAACACUUGUCGAUUCGACGUGUUAUAUAUUACAUUCUUCGAAUCAAAUUUGUUCGACUUAGAAGUAGUGUGAUAUGUAAAAUUAUAGUAUGCAUUGGUUCUAGCUUGAAGUUAAAUGAAAACUGGAAGUAGCGUUAUCAAUGGCGUGGACCAAGUGUGUUCCUGGCUUAACUGUUGCGCCACUGUGAAAUACACGUGUAUGAUAAUUCUUUGCUGUGUAUAUAUAUUAAUAUAUAAGUAGUAAAGCAAAGAUUAUAUGGUGUAGCAUGUAAAUAGAAAAUCACUUGUAUCUUUUAAUUAAUUCAUAGCUCUAAUUGAAACGUAACAGUACGAAGUGUUGAUAUCCCUUCAAUUGACUUGGAAUAAUCUGCCAAAGGUUUCACAGUUUUAGCUCUCUCGAUUGUUGUUGUUGGUUUUUGCAUUGAGAUAAGGUCCAUUAAUUUUUUUUUUCAUUUUUUUCUUUUUUUUCUUGUUUCUUUUUUUUUUUUUUUUUGUUUGAUACUUCAAUUUUAAAUUUUUUGUAAUUUCACUCGUAACUACAUUCUUCUCUUGCAAAUGACACAAUUCUGUCAAAGGUGUUAAUAAUUUUUUACGGUGCAAAUUAUAUAAAUUGUUGCUUAUUAAACUUUAACUCAAGAGUAUCGGUUUUAAUGUCGUAUCCUCCGCAGGUUUGACGAACGAGUUAACCAACUUUAUAAUUGAAAAUGUGCUUUUUAAUUUGUGUCGUUUAGGACUUCUUUUUUUAAAUUAAACAACAUUAAGAAAUACUGUUGACGAUUGCUAGUUUUAUUGUUUGACGUCGAGAUAAAGAAAAAUCUACGUUUUGUAUAUUUUAUGGAUAACAGGUACUACUUCUUAGUUUUCUUUGCCAUAGUAUAUUCUGUACAGUUAUAGAAACACGUUUAUGACGCAAGUGGAUUUUCAGAUGCAGUGUUCGCAACGUUGUUUCCUCAUUGAAUAAUAUCUUCGUAUUUUGUACAAAAUGUAAAACAAAAUGCAUUUCCUGACAAGGCUCUGCAUCAUGGAAUUUUAAGCGCUAUUAUAUAUAUAGAGAGAGAGAAAAACUACACGUAUUAUGUACGUGUAUAUAUAUAUAUAUAUAUUUUUCGUUUAUUUAACGGUUCAAUACGUUUUUAUUAGAUAACGUGGCACAAAUUUAAAUUAAUUUAAACUAUAUACAUAUAUAUAUAUAUAUACAUAUAUAUGUAUAUACCUAAAUAUAUAUAUUUAUAUAUAUGUAAUUAUUGCCACAAAUAAUCUGAUUUAAACGUUACUGUGACAUUUGUAAUAUAGUUUCAUUGAGACUAUGAGAUCGUACGUGCAGACAGAUUUUAUGUGAUUGUUAUAAGCUCAUAUCUCCGUUUUCACUUUAUGCAGUGAAUUUUAAACUCUAUAUAUAUAUAAGACAUAUAUAUAUAUUUUGUAACUGUAAUCUGUAUAUGAAAUGAAUAUACAUAUAAUAAUAGAUAAACAAUAAUAUUGUAUAGAAGAGAGAUAUUGAAAUACAUGAACAAUGCUUUUAAACAUUAUUGUCUAACAUCAUUUUGUACCACUAAAUUUAUUACUUUGAUUCUCCGAUAAUAUUAAUUUUUUGUAACAAGAAAGAAAAGAAAAGAAGAAGAAUUCUUUGCCUCUGCUUUUACGAAUGAAACAAGACAAAAAACAAUGUAAACCAAAUAUUUU